AGUGGACUCACGCAGGCGCAGGAGACUACACUUCCCGGGAACUCCCGGCCUCGUUGUUCGCUGGUACCGCCUUCUGACUUCCGGUAUUGCUGCGCUCUGUAGGGCCAAUCGGGAGCCUGGAAUUGCUUUCUUGGAGCUCUAAUUGGUGCAUUCGACUAGGCUGCCUGGGUUCAAAAUUUCAACGAUACUGAAUGAGUCCCGCGGCGGGUUGGCUGGCGCUUCGUUGUCAGAACUGAGGAGAGGCUAGGUGAGCCGUGGGAAGAAAAGAGGGAGCAGCUGGGGCGCGGGUCUCCCUCCUCCCGGAGUUUGGAAUGGCUGAAGUUCACCUUCCGGCUCCUAGCGCAGUUCGCGCGGGUAGGCCUGGCUUCUGAGGCGGUUGCGGUGCUCGGUCGCCGCCUAGGCGGGGCAGGGUGCGAGCGGGGGCUUCGGGCCACCCUUCUCUUGGCGACAGGAUUUUGCUCUGAAGUCCGUCCGGGAAACUGGGGGGAAAAGGAGUUGCGGGAGGCUAUCGUCUAAUAAAGGUUCUUGAUACAUAUUUGCCAGACUUCAAGAUUUAAGAAAAGGGGUGAAAGAGAAGAUUGCAACUUUCAGUCAGGCCUGUAGGCCUGAUAGACUGAUUAAACCACAGAAGGUGACCUGCUGAGAAAAGUGGUACAAAUACUGGGAAAAACCUGCUCUUCUGCACUAAGUGGGAGACAAUGUCACAAGUUAAAAGCUCUUAUUCCUAUGAUGCCCCCUCGGACUUCAUCAAUUUUUCAUCCUUGGAUGAUGAAGGCGAUACUCAAAACGUAGAUUCAUGGUUUGAGGAGAAGGCCAAUUUGGAGAAUAAGUUACUGGGGAAGAAUGGAACUGGAGGGCUUUUUCAGGGCAAAACUCCUUUGAGAAAGGCUAAUCUUCAGCAAGCUAUUGUCACACCUUUGAAACCAGUUGACAACACUUACUACAAAGAGGCAGAAAAAGAAAAUCUUGUGGAACAAUCCAUUCUGUCAAACGCUUGUUCUUCCCUGGAAGUUGAGGCAGCCAUAUCAAGAAAAACUCCUGCCCAGCCUCAGAGAAGAUCUCUUAGGCUUUCUGCUCAGAAGGAUUUGGAACAGAAAGAAAAGCAUCAUGUAAAAAUGAAAGCCAAGAGAUGUGCCACUCCUGUAAUCAUCGAUGAAAUUCUACCCUCUAAGAAAAUGAAAGUUUCUAACAACAAAAAGAAGCCAGAGGAAGAAGGCAGUGCUCAAGAUACUUCUGAAAAGAAUGAAUCUUCCCCAGAGAAAGCCAAGGGUAGACAUACUGUGCCUUGUAUGCCACCCAUAAAGCAGAAGGUUCUAAAAAGUACUGAGGAGCAAGAGCUGGAGAAGAGUAUGAAAAUGCAGCAAGAGGUGGUGGAAAUGCGGAAAAAGAAUGAAGAAUUCAAGAAACUUGCUCUGGCUGGCAUAGGGCAACCUGUGAAGAAAUCAGUGAGCCAGGUCACCAAAUCAGUUGACUUCCACUUCCGCACAGAUGAGCGAAUCAAACAACAUCCUAAGAACCAGGAGGAGUAUAAGGAAGUGAACUUUACAUCUGAACUACGAAAGCAUCCUUCAUCUCCUGCCCGAGUGACUAAGGGAUGUACCAUUGUUAAGCCUUUCAACCUGUCCCAAGGAAAGAAAAGAACAUAUGAUGAAACAGUUUCUACAUAUGUGCCCCUUGCACAGCAGGUUGAAGACUUCCAUAAACGAACCCCUAACAGAUAUCAUUUGAGGAGCAAGAAGGAUGAUAUUAACCUGUUACCCUCCAAAUCUUCUGUGACCAAGAUUUGCAGAGACCCACAGACUCCUGUACUGCAAACCAGACACCGUGCACGGCCUGUGACCUGCAAAAGUGCAGCAGAGCUGGAGGCUGAGGAGUUCGAGAAACUGCAACAAUACAAAUUCAAAGCACGUGAACUUGAUCCCAGAAUACUUGAAGGUGGGCCCAUCUUGCCCAAGAAACCACCUGUGAAACCACCCACUGAGCCUAUUGGCUUUGAUUUGGAAAUUGAGAAAAGAAUCCAGGAGCGAGAAUCAAAGAAGAAAUCAGAGGAUGAACACUUUGAAUUUCAUUCCAGACCUUGCCCUACUAAGAUUUUGGAAGAUGUUGUGGGUGUUCCUGAAAAGAGGGUACUUCCAAUCACUGUCCCCAAGUCACCAGCCUUUGCAUUGAAGAACAGAAUUCGAAUGCCCACCAAAGAAGAUGAGGAAGAGGACGAACCAGUCUUGAUAAAAGCUCAACCUGUGCCACAUUAUGGGGUGCCUUUUAAGCCCCAAAUCCCAGAGGCAAGAACUGUGGAAAUAUGCCCUUUCUCCUUUGAUUCUCGAGACAAAGAGCGUCAGUUACAGAAGGAGAAGAAAAUAAAAGAACUGCAGAAAGGGGAGGUGCCCAAGUUCAAGGCACUUCCCUUGCCUCAUUUUGACACCAUUAAUCUGCCAGAGAAGAAGGUAAAGAAUGUGACCCAGAUUGAACCGUUCUGCUUGGAGACUGACAGAAGAGGUGCUCUGAAGGCACAAACUUGGAAGCACCAGCUGGAAGAAGAACUGAGACAGCAGAAAGAAGCAACUUGCUUCAAGGCUCGUCCAAACACCGUCAUCUCUCAGGAGCCCUUUGUUCCCAAAAAAGAGAAGAAAUCAGUUGCUGAGGGCCUUUCUGGUUCUCUAGUUCAGGAACCUUUUCAGCUGGCUACUGAGAAGAGAGCCAAGGAGCGGCAGGAGCUGGAGAAGAGAAUGGCUGAGGUAGAAGCCCAGAAAGCCCAGCAGUUGGAGGAGGCCAGACAACAGGAGGAAGAGCAGAAAAAGGAGGAGCUGGCCAGGCUACGGAGAGAACUGGUGCAUAAGGCAAAUCCAAUACGCAAGUACCAGGGUCUGGAGAUAAAGUCAAGUGACCAGCCUCUGACUGUGCCUGUAUCUCCCAAAUUCUCCACUCGAUUCCACUGCUGAACUCAGCUGUGAGCUGCGGACACCGCCUGACAAUGGGACCUGCUCUUAAUAUCAAACCUGAGACCAUCUUGCUUUGUUACUGGGCAUGGAGAGAACCCAUUUCUCCAGACUUUUAGCUACCCAUGCCUGAGAAAGCAUACUUGACAACUGUGGACUCCAGUUUUGUUGAGAAUUGUUUUCUUUUUCAUUACUAAGGCUAAUGAGACAUAACGCAUGUAUGUCUCGAUUAGACUCCAUGUAGUUACUUCCUGUAAACUAUCAGCUGGCCCUUUAUAUGGGUCUUCACUCUGAUUAGAAUUUAGUCUCUGUGUCAGCACAGUGUAAUCUCUAUUGCUAUUGUCCCUUACCAUUCUCUCCCUCCCCCCACUUUUUUUUUUUUUUUUAAUUUUAACCAGAAAAUAAAGAUAGUUAAAUCCUAAGAUAGGGAUUAAGUCAUGGUUUAGAUGAGGAACAAUCAAUACAUCAGAUUCUGUCCUCUUCCCUGCAUACAGUGAAUUUAUAGUUAAGGAUCCCUUUGCUGUGAGGGUAGAAAACCUCACCAGCUGCACUAGUGAGGAAGAAGACUGCAUGGACUCAUGGGGAGCCUCACAGCAGCCAUGCAACAGGCUCUGGGUGGGGCUGCCGUUAAGGCAUGUUCUCUCCUUAUUGGUGCUGAUAAGAACAGGGAACCAGUACAGUGUGCAUUUUAAGACCUAGCCUGGAAUAAAUGUUUUGUCUUCCCUCC
This is a messenger RNA of Mandrillus leucophaeus (drill), 3663 nucleotides long. RefSeq names its product TPX2, microtubule-associated (gene TPX2). Gene Ontology annotation, biological process: regulation of mitotic spindle organization; activation of protein kinase activity. Gene Ontology annotation, cellular component: microtubule; spindle. NCBI's taxonomy places the organism in Eukaryota, Metazoa, Chordata, Mammalia, Primates, Cercopithecidae. Bases 699 to 2939 code for a protein of 746 amino acids. The record is from RefSeq and is a predicted model, not a curated record. The transcript has 18 exons.